AAUUUGAUGGAUCACCGCAGUUCCCUCCAUUCGCUGUUACAUUAUCGUUUGUUACAUUUAAUUGCAACUAACGUUUCUGGCUUAAGCGUAUCAAACGUUGUGAUAGCAAAGCAACACUUAAGAAUGUUGCAAUUAAAUUAGGAUUACGAUCGCAAGUAAAACCUUGAGUGGAAUGCACGAUGUAAUACUUGCUUUAUCAUGAUUGAGAUAAUGUUUUCGAACGAAUGUCCACACAUGUGCUUUGCGCUUUCCAGUGGAGGGCAGGCGUUUUGAAACGACGUCGUGAAAAUGUUCCCCCGAUUGUUUGUGUUCGGAAUUUACUUUCCGCCGGGUACAAAAUAUUCACUGGUUAUGAGAAUAAACGAAUGUAUGUCGAGUCUAUUACGAUAGCCCGUUUUACGCGUCGGUCGCUUUAUUUUGAUAAAUAAUUUAGGUUAAGGUGUUACACCGGACACGCGUAUAACCUGUCAAGUACGCUAAACGUUGAUUAGCAAUGGAAGAUGAAGAGAAAAAGUGUGAAGACGCGGAGCCGAAUGAAUUUUACUUCGAAUCCGAUCAUUUAGCGCUAAAGGGAAACAAAGAUUACACGACACUUUUGAAAACGAUUGUAAUUCUCGAGUCGCAACGCGUUCAAGCCAUAGAGGAUUUAGAUAAACUUUUAUUAAUCCGUUCGAAAGCACUGAAGGAUCCAAUAUCUUUCGUCGCCCAAAUACAAAAUGGUGAACUUCCAGAGUUACCAGGACCCCAAAAAAUAGCGGAGAUUCCUUACAUCGACUGGACGCAAUACAACAUAGCUAUACCCGAUAUGCGUAUGAGGCCACAAACGAGACACGGACACGUACUACCUCAUAUGCAAACAAAAACAGAACAAGAAAAUGGAAAGAUUUUAGUACGUGGACGCGCUUUCGAUGAAAGUAAGCCAGAAACUUUCAAUCAGCUGUGGACAGUGGAAGAGCAGAGGAGAUUGGAAGAACUUUUGAUCGAGUAUCCACCGGAAGAAGUAGAAAUGAGACGGUGGACCAAAAUAGCUAAUGCUUUAGGCAAUAGGACUCCGAAACAAGUUUCUAGCAGAGUUCAGAAAUAUUUCAUCAAACUCUUAAGAGCUGGACUGCCUAUACCUGGUAGAGGCCCCAAAGUAAAAUUGGAUGCUAAAAGAGGAAUAGGUCAUAGACACCAACGAACUAAUUACUCGUUAUUCAGACGUUCUACGUUCUUUCCACAUCAGGAUAUGUCUUUUACCAUGCCCGACGAAAGUAAAGAGCUACCAGUUACAGAAGAAUCUGAAGAUGAUGCCGGGAAUAGUAUUAUCGAUGAUAAUCCUGAAUUAAGGCAUAUAGAAUUAUUAAGACAAGUGAAAGCCGAGAAAGAAGAUAAUUCUUCUCCCGAAUAUAAACAUAUUGGAUACAAGUGUUCAAUCUGUGGAGAAGAACCUUUAACAGGUACAAGAUGGCAUUGCAUAGAAUGCCUCGAUGGAACUGAUAUUUGUGGUGAUUGUGCGGUCGCGCAAUUAGAAACUGAUAACCCAGUUCAUAAUGCAUUACAUAGACUAAUACCUGUAAAACCACCACAAUAUUCUAGAAACUACGAUUUAGACUAUUUUCCACAAAGUUUUAGUAAUUCUUCUUACAAUUAUUUGGAUCCUAACUUUUUACCUGAAUAA
This is a messenger RNA of Colletes gigas, 1660 nucleotides long. It is a transcript of the gene Atac1, whose product is annotated as ZZ-type zinc finger-containing protein 3. Bases 494 to 1660 code for a protein of 388 amino acids. NCBI's taxonomy places the organism in Eukaryota, Metazoa, Arthropoda, Insecta, Hymenoptera, Colletidae. The record is from RefSeq and is a predicted model, not a curated record. Gene Ontology annotation, molecular function: zinc ion binding. The transcript is spliced from 5 exons.